Uloborus diversus is the source of this 2429-nucleotide messenger RNA. RefSeq names its product kinesin-like protein KIF17. Gene Ontology annotation, biological process: microtubule-based movement. The transcript is spliced from 15 exons. Bases 1 to 2376 code for a protein of 791 amino acids. The record is from RefSeq and is a predicted model, not a curated record. Gene Ontology annotation, molecular function: microtubule motor activity; microtubule binding; ATP binding. NCBI's taxonomy places the organism in Eukaryota, Metazoa, Arthropoda, Arachnida, Araneae, Uloboridae.
AUGGGAUACGCACAUGAUGGCAGAUUACUGCUGGAGUUUAAAAAGGGAUUGUCCCAUAAUAUAUUCAAGAAUGUCACGGAAAAGAAGCUUCCAAAGUGUUCAUUUGUGAUUAGUACCUUAAAUGAAAUAGUUUAUUUUAUAUUAUGUAAAAAUGUGACAGAAGGCUAUAAUGGUACUGUUUUCGCCUACGGCCAAACAGGUUGUGGAAAGUCCUUUACAAUGCAAGGCAUUACACAUCCAGCAAGCCAAAAGGGAAUAAUACCAAGAGCCUUUGAGCAUAUUUUUGAAGCUAUAGCUACAACUGAAAAUACAAAAUUCUUAGUCCAUGCUUCCUAUUUAGAAAUUUAUAAUGAAGAAAUAAGAGAUUUAUUAGGUAAAGAAACAAAAAAAAAGUUAGAGCUUAAAGAACACCCUGACAAAGGUGUUUAUGUGCCUGGUCUUUCAUUGCAUCCUGUUCACAAUACCAAAGAGUGUGAAGAAGUUAUGGAAAUAGGCUGGAAAAACCGUUCGGUGGGAGCUACUCUGAUGAAUGCUGAUUCAUCUAGAAGCCAUUCAAUAUUUACAAUUCAUUUAGAAAUGCUGGAAUUAGAAAAUUCAGGAGAUCUUAUUAAGCAGGGCAAGCUCAACUUAGUGGAUUUAGCUGGAAGUGAAAGACAAGCCAAAACUGGAGCAACAGGUGAUCGUUUGAAAGAAGCCACAAAAAUUAAUUUAUCUUUAUCUGCUCUGGGAAAUGUGAUUUCUGCUUUAGUUGAUGGAAAAUCUAAACAUAUACCUUACAGGGACUCUAAGCUUACUCGGCUACUUCAAGACUCUUUAGGUGGUAAUACAAAAACUUUAAUGGUAGCGUGUCUUUCACCCGCUGAUAAUAACUAUGAUGAAACAUUAAGCACUCUAAGAUAUGCCAAUAGAGCGAAAAAUAUUACGAACAAGCCAAAGAUCAAUGAAGAUCCUAAAGAUGCCUUGCUUCGAGAGUACCAAGCUGAAAUUAAUCGGCUUAAAGACAUGUUGAAUGGCCAAAUUACGGGUUUAAAUGGUAAUAGUAUAUUGUAUCAUGCUGAUAAUGCUGUAGAAAAAAUUCAAAAGGAGUUUGAUGAUAAGAUGCAGGAUUUGUACAACAAGUACCAAAAGGAGCAAGAAAAUAAUGCACGAUUACAAAGUGAUGUUGAGAGAUUGAAAACAUCUUAUGAACAAGCUCUUUUGAAACUCAAUUCAAAAAUUUCAUCAAAUGAGGAUGAUGUUGAAACAAUUGAAAUUCCUUCUUCACCCACUGCAGGUAAAACACAAAAUGGUCAUAUCUCUGUGCCAAAUGGAAUUACGAAGUCUCCUAUACCAGCAAGCUCACCUCAGGUUAUGGCGCAAAUUCAAGCUCAAGCCUUAGAAAGGUUACAAGAACUUGAGGAACAGAUGGUUGGAGGAGAGAAAGCUCAUGACCGAGAAUUGAAGGAAAAAAGAGCCAAGAGGAAAAAGGUUGCUGAAAAGAGAAUUAAAUCAAUAGCAGAAGCUCUAUCUAAAGUUGAUGAAGAUGAUACAGCUAUGUUGAAAGUGUAUGAUGAUAUACAUGAGGAAUUGAGGAUAAAAACGCAGUUGCUCAAAAAAGCUAAGAAAAAAAUUCAUGCAUUAGACCAAGAAGUGAGAGAUUUGCAGAGUGAGUUUGAAACUGAAAGAACCGAUUAUUUAGAGACAAUUCGAAAACAAGAUCAACAAAUUAAACUACUAACGCAAAUCAUUGACAAAAUUCAACCGUGUAUCAGGAGGGAUUGCAAUUAUUCUAAUAUUGAAAAAAUCAAAAGUGAAAGUGCAUGGGAUGAAGACUAUCAAAAGUGGAGGAUCCCUGAAUUGGUUGUACAGAAAACAAAGUUGCCAACACCUGGAGUGCAAGUGGGUGGCAGACCUGCUGCUUCUCCGGAGCGUAGAAUAAAGCAAAACCGUUCUGCAUCAAGUGUAAAAGAAUACUUUGAAGAAAUAUCCGAAGAUAAAUUUUUUAGAAAGCUAGAGCGAGGGGAAGAAGAAGACAUUGCUGGUACAUAUUUUAAGCCUAGACGACAAGAGCAGCUGCUUAGUAAGUUCAAGGAGACAGCACACAGAGUGGGUUCCACGAAAGAAACACUGAAUCUCAUGAAUGGCACGAAUAACAGUUUUGUGAAAGAAAAUAAUGCGAUCAACGCUUUGAACUCAAUUAACCUCAAUAACACAUCAACAAGUUUAAACAGCACUGUGAAUGGUUCAGUACCACUAAUACAGCCUUCCAGCCAAGAGUCAACUCUAACUUACCGCAAACCAACGAAACUCGAAGCCUUGCCCAAUGGUGGGGACAUGUACAAAAGGGGCAAGAGAAAAAUAAGGACAAAUGUAGGGUCUAUGGAAUGGCCAAUCUGACGGCAGCCGUCCCCCAGUGAACCACAGCACAGUGAGUACAGGGUGCUUCGAUC